Molecule: messenger RNA, 1179 nt
Organism: Dichotomopilus funicola
Lineage: Eukaryota; Fungi; Ascomycota; Sordariomycetes; Sordariales; Chaetomiaceae
Exons: 1
Coding region: 1-1179 (392 amino acids)
Source: RefSeq, a predicted model, not a curated record
AUGUCGACCGCAUCUAGUACAUCUGUGUCCGCCCUCACGGGCCGAGCCACCGCCGACCUCUGGCCCAAAGUGGCUUAUACGCUGGACGACAACGUCCCCGUAGCACCGCCCACCGCUCCCGGGAACGCCAACAAAACCGAGACCACAGCUGCCCCUCCGCGACAGCCGCCGACCGUCGACCUGGGCGCGAUGGCUGGCAUCCCCGUGGAGGUUCUCCACAUGAUCCUGCGGUGCUGUGACAUCCAGAGCAUGGCACAUUUCCGCGGGCUGAACCGACGGGCCGCCGACGUAGUGGACUCGCUGCCUGAGUAUCGGAUCCUCUGCCGGCACGCAGCAAAUCUGGGACGGGCGUAUCAUGCUGCGUCCGCACCCACCCCCAGUGAGAAGGACAAUAGCGGGGGAGCCGGCUCGAUCCUGCAGCCUCGCCGCCUCUGCUCCCCCCCCGUCCGCGCCAUCGUCGCCACGCUACACGACCCCCGGUGCGAAGGCUGCUCCCUCGCCCUCGGCACCUUUUUCUACCUACCGACAGGCCAUCGGAUCUGCAUCGCCUGCAUCGCGUCGUGGGGGGAUAUCAGCCCGGCCUUCCACAAGCCCGACACUCGAUUCCCUGGACGUUACUUUGUGCCGGUCACCGCGGCGAUGGCCGGGCGGUUGAUCGGGUUGCCCCGGGCGACAUUCGGGACGUUACCGGGGCGGAUGAGGGUUCUUCCAGGAACAUAUGGGGCUGUGAGUAGGAACAAUACCAGUGACGGACUGGUCACGUUUGGGGCGGGGGACAGCGAGGGGGGAUCAAUUGAAGGCUGGGAGGAAAUGGUCGACCUGGAGACUGUCGUCCGCGCGGCGGGUGUGGCAAGCGGAGGUAUGGACGAGUUGAUCAGAGUCUUGUUCGAUUACUUGCGUUGCUCGUCGAUGGAAUGGGAACAGGGGAUACUCGUGCGCCGGGGCCGGGACGAGGAGGUCGUCAGGCGGGAGAAGGCGCUAUGGUAUGCGGCGGUGGUUCGCGUGCCCGUGCUGCGCAGGUCUGGAGAGGCUGUGUCAGCCGAGUGGGGGUUUCCAUGUCCCGGGUGUAAGACGGAAGAGGGGCUGAAUCUGCGGUAUACGCGGGAAACGCUUUUGCUACAUAUCAAGAUGUUUGGGAAGGUCAAGAGAGGGAGGCAUGUCAAGGAGGAUGAAGUUUGA